This is a messenger RNA of Aspergillus luchuensis, 360 nucleotides long. RefSeq lists its product as uncharacterized. NCBI's taxonomy places the organism in Eukaryota, Fungi, Ascomycota, Eurotiomycetes, Eurotiales, Aspergillaceae. The coding region runs from base 1 to 360 and encodes 119 amino acids. The record is from RefSeq and is a predicted model, not a curated record. The transcript has a single exon.
AUGGGGAAAUUACCCAAGUGCCUUAAUGGUGGUGACUAUUCCCCAUCGCAAGCAGGAGUUGCAACGAUAAGUACGGAUUGCGUCUUCUGGAGGAUCUCCCACUCGUUCCAGGGACGGCAGCGGAUGGGACGGUUUUCCGCGGUGGAUAAUGGCCGUUCCUCCAUUACAUGCAUGGACCUUUUCUCAUAUGAUAGUGUCGCGGUGGAGAACUGUGGAGGGUGGGUUUUAGCUAUUCUCCGAAAACACAUCGGCGGUAUGGCUUGCGGGAUGGGCGCAGUUGGGCUUAUCGUGUUUGCGUUUCCGGAAAUUUCCCUCUCAGGAGAAAGAGGGGAGAACUUUAAGAGAGAGAGAGAGAGUUAA